Molecule: messenger RNA, 463 nt
Organism: Meloidogyne enterolobii
Lineage: Eukaryota; Metazoa; Nematoda; Chromadorea; Rhabditida; Meloidogynidae
Source: the annotation of a GenBank genome assembly
UUGUAUUACCGAAAAAUGUGUUUGUCAAUCACCUUAUAGAACAAGGGAAGUUGGAGUAAAAAGAGUAUUAAUUCCAAAUUUAUUUGUCGAUUCAAAAUGUGAUUCUGGGGAUAUUGCUUUACUUGAAUUAAUGGAGGAAGUAAAUUAUAGAAAAAUACAUUUAGCCCGUCCAACCACUCCUUUACCUUCAAAUAAAAUUUUAUAUGCUUCUGGGUAUGGUUAUGAUCCAGAAAGGAAAAUAUUAAUUGAUAUGGAUGAAUUGAAGACUGUUGAAGUUAAUGUACUGGCAAAAUGUCCAAAAUAUUUAGAAAGGGAGGAUGACGCCAUUUGUGCUGAUGAAGUUGUUUUGGACCAAAAUGUUUGGAGACAGUGGCGCUUCUUUAAAAGACAUAGGAAAUGUUACGACUAUUUUUGGUAUAUUUUUAAGUUUGGUUUUAAAAAAUUAAAAUCUUUUUUUGAUUAA